AUGCAGCAGCAGGCGACGGGCGAGUCGCCGGUGCCCGCGGCCGGGCCGGCGGCCGAGGUGGCGGAGUUGCUGCCCUUCCUGGCGCCCGACGCGCGGUCUGACCUGCGGGCGGCGGCGGCGCAGCACGUGCUGGCGCUCACCGGCUCGGCGGCGGGCCGCGCGCUGCUGGCCGCACGCGCCGCGGGGCUGCGGGCGCUGCUCGCGCUGGCGGCCGCCCCGGCCCCGGCGCCGGCCCGCGACGCCCUGCGUGCGCUCGUCAACCUGGCGGCCGAGCCCGGCCUGCACGAGCCGCUGCUGGCGGCCGAGCCCGGAUGGCCGGCCCAGCUGCUGGGCCGCACGCUGGACCCCCAGUGGCCCUGGGCCGAGGAGGCGGCCGCCGUGCUGGCCAACCUCAGCCGCGAGCCGGCGCCGUGUGCCGAGCUGCUGACGGCGCUGGCGGCGGCCGGGCCCGGGGAGUCGGGCCUGGAGCGACUGGUGCGCGCGCUGUGCACCCCGGGGUACAACGCCCGCGCGCCCUUGCACUACCUGGGUCCGCUGCUCUCCAACCUGAGCCAGCAGCCCGCGGCGCGCGCCUUCCUGCUCGACCCGGCCAGGUGCGUGGUCCAGCGGCUGCUGCCCCUCACCCAAUACCCCGAUUCCUCAGUGCGGAGGGGCGGGGUGGUGGGGACCCUGCGCAACUGCUGCUUUGAGCACCGGCACCAUGAGUGGUUGCUGGGGCCCGAGGUGGACAUCCUCCCAUUCCUGCUGCUGCCCUUGGCGGGGCCUGAGGACUUCUCUGAGGAGGAGAUGGAGCGGCUGCCUGUGGACCUGCAGUACUUGCCCCCGGACAAGCUGCGCGAGCCGGAUGCUGACAUCCGCAAGAUGCUUAUUGAGGCAGUCAUGCUGCUGACAGCUACAGCCCCUGGUCGGCAGCAGGUGAGAGACCAGGGGGCCUAUUUGAUUCUUCGGGAGCUGCACAGCUGGGAGCCAGAGCCUGACGUGCGGUCAGCCUGUGAGAAGCUCAUCCAGGUGCUUAUUGGGGACGAGCCUGAGCGUGGCAUGGAGAACCUAUUGGAGGUGCAGGUGCCCGAGGAUGUGGAGCAGCAGCUGCAGCAGCUGGACCUUCAGGAGCAAGCACAGUGGGAGCAGAAGCCUGGGGAGCAGCAGCUGGCUCCCGGGCCAUCAGCAGAGGGCAGCAGGCCCCCUAACUGAGCUCUGUGGGCCUCAGGGCCUGUUGGGGCUGUGCUGAGAGGCAGCCCCUGGACUUCCAGUGGACCCAGGGCCUGGGCGUGGGUGCCAGUGAGCGGGGGCAGGCUGGGAUGCCUCCUUCACCCUUUGGCCGCCAGCAGAAGGGAAGCUGCCACAGAUGCACGGCAAUCCUGAGAGGCCAUGGGAGCUUCUCAGCCCGAGUGGCUGUCGGGUCAGGGCAUAGGCAGGCAAGGUUUAUGUGAGGGCCCCACCGUUGGGGCCUGCCCAGCUGUCCCGCCGGCCCAGCCUCACACCGACCACAGCCUUUCCUGACAUGGCCCUGGGUGCUGGCCAUCUCUCAGCCUCCACCUUUUUGCCUGACCUGACUCUUGGCUCCAGACCCCUGACCUCUACACAGAAGCCUUCCCGAACCCUGCAGCCUGCUGUUCCCCAAGACCUCCCAUCAAUCCGCUCCCAGCCCUUUUGAUCUCACGAACCUGCUCUCAUCAACUCCUGUUGUGUGGCUUCCAGCUGUGCAGCUGCUGAGUUCUGCUCUCAGACCCAAAUGACACCAGCCUUGGUACAGAACCAGUGUGGCCCUGCUGCUGGAGGAGCUUGUGUCCCGGGCCUUCUCAGCACCCGCUGCCUAGCUCCCCUGGGUGCUGGGUGUCUCCUGCCUGGCAAUAUUUGAUGGUGUUUUCCCUGUUGCCCUCCCUGAGGUGAACUGCAUCUCCACACAAUAAAUG
This is a messenger RNA of Sorex fumeus (smoky shrew), 1913 nucleotides long. It is a transcript of the gene HGH1, whose product is annotated as HGH1 homolog. The transcript has 6 exons. The record is from RefSeq and is a predicted model, not a curated record. Bases 1 to 1191 code for a protein of 396 amino acids. NCBI's taxonomy places the organism in Eukaryota, Metazoa, Chordata, Mammalia, Eulipotyphla, Soricidae.